Rhinolophus ferrumequinum (greater horseshoe bat) is the source of this 6307-nucleotide messenger RNA. It is a transcript of the gene ABI3BP, whose product is annotated as ABI family member 3 binding protein. The transcript has 64 exons. Bases 88 to 5226 code for a protein of 1712 amino acids. Lineage: Eukaryota; Metazoa; Chordata; Mammalia; Chiroptera; Rhinolophidae. The record is from RefSeq and is a predicted model, not a curated record. Gene Ontology annotation, biological process: positive regulation of cell-substrate adhesion; extracellular matrix organization. Gene Ontology annotation, molecular function: protein binding.
UCACUGGGAGACAGUCCACUUAAAUGCAGCUCCAGGGCUGCGGGACACCCACCAGCAUUACUCCCUGUGUGAGGUGGCAAAUGCAACAUGCUCUCCAGCUUGGGGUGUCUACUUCUCUGUGGAAGUAUUGCACUAGUCCUGGGAAAUGCACAGAAAUUGCCAAAAGGUAAAAAGCCAAGCCUGAAAGUCCACAUCAAUACCACAAGUGAUUCCAUUCUCUUGAAGUUUCUGCGUCCAAGUCCGAACGUAAAACUGGAAGGUUUUCUCCUGGGAUAUGGCAGCAACUUAUCACCAAACCAGUACUUCCCUCUUCCGGCAGAAGGGAAAUACACCGAGGCUGUAGUCGAUGCAGAGCCUAAAUAUCUGAUUGUUGUGCGACCUGCGCCUCCUCCAAGUCAAAAGAAGUCAUGCUCAGGUAAAACACGCUCUCGCAAACCUCUUCAGCUGGUGGUUGGCACUCUGACACCGAGCUCAGUCUUCCUGUCCUGGGGAUUCCUCAUUAACCCACAUCAUGACUGGACAUUGCCAAGUCACUGUCCCAAUAACAGAUUUUAUACAAUUCGCUAUAGAGAAAAGGAUAAGGAAAAGAAAUGGAUUUUUCAACUCUGUCCAGCCACUGAAACAAUUGUAGAAAAUCUGAAACCCAACACAGUUUAUGAAUUCGGAGUCAAAGAUAACACAGAAGGUGGAAUUUGGAGUAAGAUUUUCAAUCACAAGACUAUUGUUGGAAGUAUAAACAAAGUAAAUGGGAAAAUUCAAAGUACCUAUGAUCAAGUCCACACAGUGCCAGCAUAUGUCCCCAGGAAGCUGAUCCCAAUAACAAUUAUCAAGCAAGUGAUUCAGAAUGUUACUCAUAGGGCUUCAAGUAAAUCUCCAGAUAAAACUCCCACUGGAGGAACAAUACUAGUCCACCUUGUUAUUCCAGGUCUUAAUGAAACCACCGUCAAACUUCCUACAUCCAUAAUGUUUGAGAUUUCAGAUGCAAUCAAGACACAAUUAGCUAAGAAUGAAACCGUAGCAUUACCUGCUGAAUCUAAAACACCAAAGGUAGAAAAAAUCCCAGCACAACCCAUAACAGUGACUCCUGAAUCGGUCCCAAGAACCACUAAACCCACUGUGUCUAGUGCAUUAGACAUUUCAGAAACAACAUUGGUUCUCAGCGAAAGAACCCCGGAAACAUGGCAAACUAUCCUAAUACCUAGGUUUGAAUUGCCACUGGGCACUCUAGCUCCGAAAAGACUUCCAGAAUUUCCGCAGGCAAAAACACCCUUCCCAUUUGAGAAACCGGGGGGCACCUUGGCUUCAAGUGAAAAGCCAUGGAUUGUACCUACAAGUAAAACAUCUGAAGAUUCCAAAGUUCUACCUCCUCAAACUGCAGCUUAUGAUGUUUUCUCAAGCCCUACAACAUCAGAUGAGCCUGAAAUAUCAGAGCCUCACACAGCAAGAAGUGAUCCGUUUCUGGAUUCUGUCCCACCUAAAACUUCUAGAACUCUUGAACAGCCAAGGGCAACACUGGCUCCAAGUGAAACGCCAUUUGUUCCGCAAAAACUGGAAAUCAUUACCAGUCCUGAAAUGCAACCUACAACAUCUGCUCCCCUGCAUACUACAUCUAUCCCUUCCACACCUAAACGACGCCUCAGACCCAAACCACCAAGAACCAAACCUGAAAGAACCAAAAGUCCUGGAACAACUACAUCUAAAAUUUCUAAAAGCCCUGAACCUACAUGGACAACCCUGGCUCCCAGUAAAACACAAUUUAUUUCUUUGAAACCAAAAGUCUCUCUCAGCCAAGAAGAGACACCCAUCAAACCUGCCCCAGAACCUCAGACUCUACCGCCAUCACAGUCAAAAAUAGUCGUAGAACCUGGAACACUGGGAACCAAACCUUCAACAACAACAUUAGCUCCACCAAAGACCAAACGACCAGGUCGUCGCCCCCGCCCUAAAACCUCACCUAGUCCAGAUGUGCCCAAGUCCAAACCUGCUCUGGAACCUGCUACAGUACAGCCGGAGCUUUUGGUACCCACAAUCGUUCCUGCCACAGAUAUUGAACCUGUAAUUCUGAGAACUGAGGCUCCCCAGGCAACAUUAGCUUCAAAAACAUCACAGCGCCCAAGAACACGUCGUCCACGUCCCAAACGUCCAAAACAUCCCAAACAUAAACCCACGCCAAGCCCCGAGGCACCUCAGACCGAACUAGACGUUGAACCUAUUACUCCUGGGACAUCUUUAGCUCCAACAACAAAGAGACCCCGUCGUCUACAUCCCAAAUCUAAAACCACACAUCAUCCGGAAGUACCUCAGACCACACUGGUUCCUGCCACAGUCUUUGAACCAGUUAUUCUUAGAACCGAGGCUCCAGGGAAGACGCUAGCUCCCAAAGUGCCUGAACGAACGCGUCGUCCACGUCCCAAACCUAAAACCACACCAAGUCCUGAAGCACCUCAGACUGAACUGGUCCUUCAACCAGUUACUCCUAUAAAAGAGGCUCCGGGGCCCAUAUUUGACCUUGAACGUGUUACAGACCUUGAACCUGUUACUUUUACAACUGAGACCUCUGGGACGACAUUAGCUACCAAAGCAUCAAAAAGACCCCGUCGUCCACGUCCCAGACCUAAAACCACACCAAGCCCUCAAGUACCUCAGACCAAACUGGUUCCUCCUACAGUCCUCGAACCUGUCACUCUUAGACCAGAGAUCCCAGGAACAACAUUAGCUUCCAAACCAUCACAACAGACGGUUCGUCCACGUCUCAGACCAAAACCCACACCACGCCCUGAAACACCUGAGUCCAAACCAGUUCCUACUGCAGAUUAUGAACCUGUUACAUUCAUAACCGAGGCUUGGGUGACAACACAAGCUCCCAAAACAUCAAAACGGACCCGUCGUCCACGUCCCAAACCUAAAACCACACCAACUACAGAGGCACCUCAAACCAAACUGGUUCCUACAACAGAUCUUGAGCCUGGUACUCCUAGAACUGAAGUUCCAGAAAUCGUGGUUCUUCCUACAGACUUUGAACCUGUCACUCUUAGAACAGAGGCUCCAAAAACAACAUUAGCUUCUAAAACAUCACAACGAUCCCAUCGUCCACGUCCCAGAACUAAAACUACACCAAGUCCUGAAGCACCUCAGACCAAACCGGCUCCUACCACAGACUUUGAACCUGUUAUUCAUAGCUCUGAGGCUCCAGAAACAACGUUAGCUCCCACUGAACUGCAAACUCUUAUUUUGAGACCAGUGACAUCACCAAGCCUAGAAAUGACGCAAAGUCAACCUGUUUCUGAAAUCCUGGAAUCUGUUACAUUUAGCACUGAGUCAUCCAAAGAAGCUAUAGCAUCAACUGAAACAGAUUAUGUAUAUCCCACUGCCAAAGCACCCCUCAGGCCAGAGGAGCCAAAGACGGAAGUUGUGGAAUCUAUUACCAAUGUGUCUGAAGCACCUGAGGCCACUCUAGCUCCCAAGCAGAUAGCACGCACUCCGCCCAAACCAAAAACAUCUCCACGUCCAAGAGUCCCACAGACACAGCCAGCUCCUAAGGUGUUCCAGUAUGUUACUUCAAAGCCAAAAAUGUCACCAAGGCCAGAAGUGUCACAUACUCCACCUGUUCCAAGAGAUUUGCUCCUUCCCUAUAAACCAGACCCCGAAGUCUCUCAGAGUGAACCGGUUCUGCAGCCCGUUACCUUUAGAAUUGAUCUACCACAGACAACAAUAGCUCCUUUAGAGACCCGAGGCAGCCCUUUCAUUCCUAUGAUUUCACCAAGUCCUAGUCAAGAGGAAUUACAAAGCACUAUGGCAGAAACAGACCCAUCCACCCAAGAAUUCUUCACAACUAAGAUUCCACAAACAACUGAAUUGGCAAAGACAACUCAGGCACCACACAGAUUGUACACUACUCCUGUGAAGCCCAGAAUAACAGACAAACCACACAUCAGACCUGUUCUGAAUAAGACAACCAUAAGACCUAGUAGACCCAGACCCAAUGGGACGCCCAAAGGGAAUGGAAUGGGAACAGGGGUCAAGCAACCACCGAAGCCAUCAGGUGCUGGCAGAAAUGCGUCGGUGGAUUCUACUCACUUCACAAAAAAACCAGCUAUAAUCCCAGGCACUCGCCGCCCACCCUUGCCACCUAGACCUAUACCCCCCCGAAGAAAACCACUGCCACCAAAUAACGUCACUGGAAAGCCAGGAAGUGCAGGAAUCAUUUCAUCUGGCCGAGUAACUUCCCCACCCUUGAGGGCAACACUCAGACCUACUGGAGCUCCCUCUGAGAGAACAGAGAUAGAUAAAAAGCAACCAACAGCUCCUGCCUCAGGAGAAGAUCUUGGUAAUAUAACUGACUUUAGCUCAAGUCCAACAAGAGAAACUGAUCCUCUUGGGAAGCCCAGAUUCAAAGGUCCUCAUGUGCGAUACAUCCAAAAGCCUGACAACAGGCCCUGCUCCAUCACGGACUCCGUCAAACGGUUCCCCAAAGAGGAGGCUUUAGAGGGGAAUGCCACCAGCCCACCGCAAAACCCACCUUCCAACCUCACUGUGGUCACCGUGGAAGGGUGUCCCUCGUUUGUCAUCUUGGACUGGGAGAAGCCACUAAAUGACACUGUCACUGAAUAUGAAGUUAUAUCCAGAGAAAAUGGGUCAUUCAGUGGGAAGAACAAGUCCAUUCAAAUUACAAAUCAAACCUUCUCCACAGUGGAAAAUCUAAAACCAGACACAAGCUAUGAAUUCCAGGUGAAACCCAAAAACCCACUUGGAGAAGGCCCAGCCAGCAACACAGUGGCAUUCAGUACUGAAUCAGCGGAUCCAAGAGUGAGCGAGCCAGUUUCUGGAGGAAGAGAUGCCAUCUGGACUGAAAGACCCUUUGAUUCAGACUCUUACUCAGAAUGUAAGGGCAAACAGUAUGUCAAAAGGACGUGGUAUAAAAAGUUUGUAGGGGUGCAGCUAUGCAACUCUCUCAGAUACAAGAUUUACCUGAGCGACUCCCUCACAGGAAAAUUUUAUAACAUAGGCGAUCAAAGAGGCCAUGGAGAAGACCACUGCCAGUUCGUGGACUCAUUUUUAGAUGGACGCACAGGACAGCAGCUGACUUCUGACCAGUUACCCACCAAAGACGGCUAUUUCAGAGCAGUUCGCCAAGAACCUGUCCAAUUUGGAGAAAUAGGUGGUCAUACCCAAAUCAGUUAUGUUCAGUGGUAUGAAUGUGGGACCACGAUUCCUGGAAAAUGGUAGAUGCUGCAGUCGUGUUCAUGAGUGUCUUCUGUUUCAUCAUGGCAAGAAAUAAUCGGAAACACUAUGGUAUUUGUCAUUCAUUUGAAGCUGUUCUGUUUACUAUGUAUAAAAGUUUAAAAUCUAAUUGAUAGCAAUAUUAGAUGUUUAUUAGAAAAAUUGCUGAGAAUAUUUAUCAGGUUUUACAAAGUCAUUUUAGGAAAGCAAGAUAUAAGAGUAACAUUUUUUGGGGAAGCUGGCUCCCUAUUCAUCGUGUUUUAAGAGAUCAUUUGUAUAUUAUUUAUCACACUGUUGUAAUGAUGUUUUGAGAUACUUUUAUAACAAAAUUAACAUCAAAAACUAAUAUACUUUUAAAAAAUAUUUACUUUUAUUAAUGUGUAUUCUUCCUACUGGUGAGUUAAUUCCAUAAAUCUCUACUUGGUUUAACUUAUUAGAUCAAAUUAUCUUCAGCAUAUAUAGCUGAGGGGGAAAAAAGGUCCUAGUAUUCAUGUUUAUUUUUUAACAACAGCUGAACAGCUUUUCUGAAUCAUGUAAAUAUACAUUUCCUUUCUGCAAAUUAUUAAAAAGAUUUUGUUUGAAUCAGUAAAUUUCAUUUCAGCUAAAAAAUGCAAUUCAGAAUGAUAUAUUGUUUCAAAAUACUGUUCUUUUCCUACCCAUAUAUAUGUUAUGUCUGAAUAUACUGUCAUAGUAUCCCUUCAAGCAACUGUCUUCAUAUUGUUUUUAAUGUAAUUCUUAUCAAACUACAUGCAGAGACUGAAUGUGAAGUCUGAGCACACACACACACACACACACAAAAAAAAAAAACACAUGAUGAGAUCGCUAUCAUUUUAUACUUAAGACUUCUAGGAAUGAAUGUAUCAGAGGAUAUUUUCAUAAUUCUAACUCAACCUGUACUGAAAAUCAAAUUUAUUUUUAUUUAAAAAGGUAUUUUUUUCAUUUGGAAUGGGAGGUGGGAAUGCUGCAUCAUUACCCUCAUUCUGAAAGGACCCUGUGCUUACCUUUCAACAUGCUUCAAUUUUAUCAAUGCUACAUUUUGUAUUUUUCAAACAAGUAGAAACUCUGCAAUAAAGAGAUGUUUUUUUAA